Molecule: messenger RNA, 1058 nt
Organism: Suillus bovinus
Lineage: Eukaryota; Fungi; Basidiomycota; Agaricomycetes; Boletales; Suillaceae
Product: Redoxin
Exons: 6
Coding region: 469-987 (172 amino acids)
Biological process (GO): cell redox homeostasis; cellular response to oxidative stress; hydrogen peroxide catabolic process
Cellular component (GO): mitochondrion; cytoplasm; peroxisome
Molecular function (GO): thioredoxin peroxidase activity
Source: RefSeq, a predicted model, not a curated record
CUGAGAUCGAGGUGAGCAAUUCUUAAAAAAGGACUUCACCAAAUGACCAGUAUGAAUGUCAACUUUCCAUAACAUACGGUGCCGACACAAGUUGAAUAUCAGUGGAUGGUGAUGAUUUUAUAACAAAGGAGCUAACAAGCUAUAGCACGCGGAUUGACCGUAAAAUUAAUACCAAACGGCAUCUAACGUCGCAAUCAUAACGAAAGAGAACCCACUCAUCACGGUUGCAUGACUGUAGUGUAAACCUCGCUGAGCGCUUCAAUGAUUGCCAGUCCAAAGUGUGAAACAUAAUAGUUAGUACUUGGGAAGAUAUUGGUAAGGUGUGUGAUGAUUGAUCUUACCAACUUGGCGUGUGUUCCGAACUCCGCUAAAUCGUACACUAGAUAAGGUGUAGAUUGUCUCCUGUCGUCAACCAAAGUGUUUCAUCGACUUGUUACCUAUUUGCUCCUUCUACUACCAAGCUCGCUCAUGGCAUCCCCCAAGAUCUCCGUCGGUGACACCAUUCCCAAGGGCACCUUCGGUACCGUCCCUUUCACCGAAGAUCUAGCUGAUCAUUCAGCAUGUGGUAUUCCUAUUGAGCUCUCGACUGACAGUUGGAAGGGCAAGAAGGUCGUGCUCUUCUCAGUGCCUGGUGCUUUCACCCCAACUUGUCACAUCAACCACCUCCCGCCUUACAUUGCCAACUACGACAAGUUCAAAGCCAAGGGUGUCGACGUCAUCGCUGUCGUCGCUGCUAAUGAUCCGUUCGUUCUGAGCGGAUGGGGACGUGUUGAGGGACUGACAGACAAGAUAAUCACCCUCUCUGACCCCAACGCCGCGUGGUCAGGUAGCCUUGGAUUAAGUGUCGACCUCUCCUCGCGCAAAUUUGGAAUCCGUACUGCACGAUACGCCAUGAUCAUAGACGACUUGGUCGUCAAAUACGUCGAGGUCGAGCCUGGCCUCGGAGUGACUGUUUCUGGUGCUGACGCCGUAUUGGCCAAGCUGUGAUCGAGGGUAUCGUUUUGUUUUUGUUUGCGUACUUCAAGUUUUGGUGAAACUGUCUCAUCGAAAUGAGCAGA